Bursaphelenchus xylophilus (pine wood nematode) is the source of this 7399-nucleotide messenger RNA. NCBI's taxonomy places the organism in Eukaryota, Metazoa, Nematoda, Chromadorea, Rhabditida, Aphelenchoididae. The record is from the annotation of a GenBank genome assembly.
AUGAAUGCUCUGAACGAACUCAGUUUGCUCGGAACUGGACAGAAUGGGAACAGUGCCUUAUCGCCGUCCUGGGGCGCGGCGCCCUUCAUGAGCAACGACCUGCAGUCCGCCCCCUGCCUGUUCAGAUGCUCCGAAUGUCCGGUCAUGAAGAACUCGUGCGAGGACUUGGAGAUUCAUAUCAAACUCGAACAUCUCAACUGGCUUCCGUUUCAGUGUCUUUUGUGCUCCUCCCGACGGGCCAGUGAUAAUCAGAUUAGAGAGCACGUAAUCUCCCAUCACAAAGUCAACGACUACCGAUACACAUACGUCGACAAUCCCAAUGCCAAGCGGGUGCUGCAGGGUGAGUGGUUUAGCCGGAUUUGGCCGCCAUCUCCGCUUUUUUGGCAGAUUUUAUAUUAGACUUGACAUCAAAUGGUUGUUGACGAAAAAUGAAGCCAAAUUUGCGGGAAACGAAACUGAAACCUUGCAAUUUUAGGUAUGAUUGACCGCUCAUUAACUGGCGCCAUUCAGCAGAUGGUCGCGCGUCGCGUCCAACAGCUUCAACAGAAGAACGGCGCCUUUUCUCCGAAGCCCGCGAAUGGUGUUGUGGCCGAACAGAAACGCAAAAAUCUUCAUGAUAUUCUGAGCAGAGCCUUGUCACACGAAAACGAGCCCGAAGAUCGGAACACGAGCAGCAGUGUGUCGCCGAGCGAGAGCACAGCCAGCGCAACAGCCACAGUUCUGAGCAAAAAUGGGUAAGAAUUUGAGAUUUUCAACGAUUUUUUUAUUUUCUUCCAUUCUCUUGAUGAAACUAACGCAAAAUUCUUUCAGAAAUCUUCUCAAUGACAACAAUGAACAUGAUCUCGAGAUUCAGGAAAAAGAAAUCGACUUUAAUUCGCAGUUAUCCAGCCUUUUCGGCAAUAAUGGACAUGUCUCUGAUAAAGAUGAUGAUGAAUUUGAUGGGAAUGUGUCCUCCUCGCUUCUGAAGACACUCGAAGCUUCAAUGGAGCGCAACAACGAGGAUGUGGAUCCGGCGACGCUGAUUCAGAACGUUUCCUCGCUCUUCAACGUCAAUUUCAACAGCCUGGUCAACGGGCAGAACAGUCCGGCGAAGCCGGCGGUGAAUAUUCACGGCAGAGUGAUCAAACGAAGGCCCGGAACCUCAACUCAGUGGUAUGUUUAACGAUAUUUUUUGGGGAUUUUCGAGAGUUUUUUCGGGUUUUCUUGACCAAAAUUUGAGCUGAUAGCAAGUAUAAUAUAGCCAUAUGGAAUUCAAAAUAAAACUGAGCGCUUUAGUUUCAGCGUGAGCAAGAAACGGGUGCUGGGCGAGUGCACGAAAUGCCAGAAGCCGGUGACGGCGGGCGCACGCCAAAUGCACAUGUUCUUCCAUCUGGGAAAGGACGAGAACACCUACCGAUUCAAGUGCAAGUUCGACGGCUGCGACGUGGAGCACUAUCGCAAGGAUCAGAUGGAGAACCACAUGUCCAAGCAGCACGGCCGAAUCGACCAUGACAUGAUGAUUGACCGCUCCGCCGAGCUGUACGACCGCGUCCAAAAGCUGAGCAUGGAGCUGUUGGGGACGGUCGGAAAUCAUCCCGGACCGAAUGCAGCCCGCGCCCAGGCCGCCUACAACAAGAUGCAGGCCGAGAAGGAGGAAACUCGAAAGCGGAAAAUGAAUGAUGACGACGCCGAGGAGGAGGGACCCAAUCCGUUGGACCUGCUGAGUCAGGUUUAUAGCCCAGCGACCAGUGAAAAAGCGACGCCAAAGGUGGUGCGGCCCGGAAAUGAAGAGAAUUUGGAGUGCCUGUUGUGUCAUAAGUUUAUUGUCAACAGGGUAAGUGGAUUUGAGAAUUUUUGGAGGGGUUUUGAUAGAAAAUUUUUGAAAUUUAUAUUUUUGAUGGGGAAUUUAUCUAACAGGGGAAGUACUCCUGUGCGACGCUCAGAUUUUCUUUAAAUUUUGCACACACGUCGGGUAUGGACAAAAUAUCAAUUCCUGAAAGUUUUAGCUCGCGCUUUGCGGGCGCCGCCGAGAUAUCGAACGAUUUUUCCCGCCGAGAGAGCACGCUAAACGUGGAGAGCGGUCAGAGAGAAAAGCGCUUUUUGGCCAUAACUUUGGCAGUUUCGUGCGGAAAAAUUUGAUUUUUUGUAGAAACGUUAUCCUUUACGGUUGAAAUGGGCAUGAAACUUUUCGUGCCGAAAUUCGGCAAAAAGUCCUAAAUUUUCGCCGAGUUUAUCUAAAAAUCUCGGUCGUUUCUGCAAAGCGCGAGCUAGGAUUCUCGCAUAUAUCUUAGAAAAAAUUAUUCUAAAUUUGUGCCAUUUCAUGAAAAUCUGAGCGUCGCACUUGGAGUACUUCCCCUGUUAGAUUUUUGAGGAGAAAUCUACCUAAAAUAAUGUUUUUUGAUCUGCAAUGAAAAUUUUUCGAGGCUUAUGAGAGAUUGAUUCCAUAUAUACAAUCUUUAACAUCUGACCUCCUUCUCUUUCAGACCCGCGGCUUCCACAUCCUCUGGCAUCUGUGCAACGACCUCGGAAUCAUCCGCUACUGCUGCCGCCUAUGCGACUACAAACACGAACGCCCCCAGUCCGUCUCCACGCACGGCAAGAAGGAGCACGGCCGCGAAGACGUGGUGGAGGACUCGCUGAACAAGUACGAAGAGGAGGUGAAGUCCAUGUCGAAGGCCUGCUUCGGCCUGGAGCAACUCUUCUCCAAAGAAAGCCGACGCCGCAAGGUGGGUAACCUUCUCGAGGAAAUUAUGAACCCCAACGAGGUUUCGGCAUAAAACCGUUUACUUUUUUUUUCUUUUUUGUUGAUGUUGUUUCAACUCUUGUCAUAAGGCCAAUUUCCUUUCUUCCAAAUUCGGGUGUGUAGUGGCAGAGGAGCAAAUUUUUUUUGAAGGAAUUUUGGGAGAGUUUAUGAUGAGAAAUUGGAAUUUUUCGCGAUAUUAGAGAUGAAAAUUAAUUUUUUUUCUAUAACAAAGCUGUUUUCUAUAGAGAUUGGAGCUAAUUUUUGCAUAAAAGGAAAGGAAAUUUGCAUUGGCAAGAAUUUACAUCAAAAAAUUUCAAAAUAUUCUCAAAAAUCACUCCCUGGGAAGCGCAUAGGAAAGGAAAUUGGCCUAAAGUAUCAUAGUCAUGUCAUAUAAAACUCAUUUCAAUCUGGUCUACCGAAUUUGAACCUCAUUUUUGUAACCGAAAACAUGUCAUUAGCAACUAUGUCAACAGGAAAAUUUUCACGCUUUCUUUUGCACCUCAAAUCCUCUGCUUUUUCUAUCAUUUCUCUGAUUAUUGGCAGUGACGUCAUAUCUCAAACUGUCACAUGGUACUUGUUUUUUUUUUAAUUUUGAAACUUGGAAUUCGAGUUUGUUCCGCAGAAAACAUCAUCAGCUAAAACAAUAUAUCGAUCUGUUUCUUCCACGGCUCUCUGAACUUUCAUCGGUCUACAUUUACAUCCACGACCUCAGGCGUUUAUUUUUCUUUUCUUUUUCUCUCGUUGCUAGAAUUGUUAAUUCGAAUUAUAAUUUUGCUUUGCAAUAAAAUUUAAUUUCGCUUCACGUCGUCAGUUUUAUUUUGGCUUUUGCAUUUGCAUUUUUUUACUGCUUGCUGGGCCUGUAUCAGUAGGAAAGGUGGCUUAUGACAUGACUUUGGCUUUGGGCACGGUUUGGGAGAGGUACACGCAGCUUAUGACCUUUCAAGGGAGAUGGUGUUGGUUUAAGUGGCCAUGGAUAAUAUAAGAGCGAAGGAAUAAGAGCGAAAAAAAUCUUCUGAAAAAAAUGCUUCAGCCUCUUUCUUUUUUUGUCGAAAGAGUCUCGAGCAGAUUCUCACCACUUGGGAAAGCGUCUGCCGUCACACUCUUUCUUCUCUUCUGGAGGAAGCGUCUGCGAGCAGGCUCUUCCCGACGUUUAUAAGCCCCGCCCCCUCGAUUUUGAGCCAAUCGCUGAGUUGGUGGUUUUCUUGCAGAAAACGGUUGUCUUGGGUGAAAAUUUUUGCCUUUUCAUUAUUCCGGUGAUUUGGGCAUGUUUUUAUUUGUUUUAGAACUGUGAUACGCCUAGCCUUACUAUGGCUGUCAUUUGAAGAUUCAAUUGAAAAUCAGAUACAUUCCUGGUUAACACAAAGGUUAAGAAAAUAUUUACAGAACAAGUUUCACAGAUAUAUUUAUGUGCAAUACAAGUAACAUCGAGUUACAUUUAGAUGUAGAGGGCCGCGGCGGAUUCUGCCCAUGGGCAUUCGUUUCCAUAUUCACGGUCUCCCUUUCUUCCCCGUUGUUACUGAGAUUGGCAGUGCAAUUUUGUGACAUUGAGGCUGAAUUUGGAAAAAUUAGUAACUUUUCGAAAAUUUUACAUCUAAAAUAACAUCAAAACUCCUGAAAACAACUCUCUCGGUCCUACUUAUUAUUGGCGCACCUGCAAACACUCACUAAACUGCACAUUUUACCUUAUUUUAGACAAAGAUACCUGAAAAUUUCAAAAAAAUCUCGAUUUUGACGUAGGCCUGCAAAAAAUUUCAAAAAUAUCAACUAAAUCACUAUUCAUACUUUCUUUCUCCGUCUCCUAGGUAUUUCAUCACUCACAAAAAACUGCACAAACUCAAAAAAUAAUAUUACUUUAGGUCCAAUCCGCUGAAAAGCCCAAAAACGCCUCAAAAAUCCCUUUCUUCUCCCUCAAAAGUCUAUGAAACUGUUACUUACUUUCCAUUCAACAAGUGGUGAAUAUCUCUGUCAUUGCUGGAUCCAGCUUCAUCAACUAUCACGAGGGCUUUAUCCAUGGAGACCAAAUUCUUCUUGUCGCAUUUAUAUCUAAAAUGUUAAAAACAAAAAAUUCUAACUUACAAAGUCGUCCGAAUUCAUCGCUGUAGCGAUCACGUACUGUUGAAGUCGAACAUCAAGUGGGCCUGAAAGGUGUAAAACAAGUUCAGAUAUGGAGUCCGCAGUUGGCCAAGUAGGAAAGAUUAGGCCUGAAAUUACGUAAAUAUGCUAGCAAAAUGAGGCAACUUACAUUUCGCCGCGUCGGUCCGCUCUUCUUCGUCAAAAUUCGCUAUCAUUCAUCGAUGAGCUAGGUUCACCUCCAUCUAUUGUUGUCGGCCACUUUUCUUCGGUCAAAACGACUGAAAAUUGUUCGGGCGCAAGCUGCGGAACCUUUUUUCGCUUGGGCUAGAGAAAUGAAGUUUUACCAACAACUUUGAUGCCAAAAAAGGACGACGAAGAUUGAUAUGCGAUUGAUGAAGGCCUGCAAACACCGCCCAUAAGAGGUUGAACUGGUUCUACUGCAAAUGAUGGACUCUGCCUCAAUUUCUGGACUCGGAAAAGGUACGUGGAAUGUUGAAUUGUUGAUAGUAUUGGUAACUUUUAGCCAAAAUAUCUCCUCAUGCGCAGCGAGAUGAUUGAAUAGCUCAUGUGGAAGACAAGCAUAAUAAUGAAGUGGCUGAUGAAGAAAAUGAAGUCUCUUUUCAAGAUGGUAAGUAGUUUUCUUCUGUUUUGCGUUGUUGUUUUAGGAAAGAUUCAACCGCCACACCGUCGUCAUCAAUCCGAUCACACAUGUGACCUACUAAGGAGACUUUUUGCUUCCGGCGACUAAACCCAAAUGUAGGCCCACGAAUACACCAAAGUCUCGGUUAGCUAGCUCCACCGAAUCCACUCAUGGCCAGCGGUUCAACAACUCCAUAGAUACGAGAGAAAGAACGCCUUCUUCCGGCCACUAUAAUAUUGCUAUUACCAUUCAGCCACCAUUGUUUAUUCUCUCUGUUUUCUCCUAUAUCUGCUUCUUAAAUAGAAGAGUUUAUUUUAUUGAUUAGAUAGUCAUUUAUUAUUUAUUUGAUAACGAAUGAACAAGAUUGUUUAAUUAAAUUAUAUUGUCAAAAGUUUUUCGCCAUUGUAAUAAAACAUGUUUCAAACAUCGUAUAUUUGAAAAGAAAAGUGCUUGAUUUACUAAAUUACAACAUUUUAAUUCGCCGUCUUCCUGGCUUUCCACAAAAAAACAAACUCCUGCAGAAGUGGGCGGAGCCAAUAGGCGGAAAGAGUCUCGACCCACACUCUUCCCCCACCUAGAUGGCGGGAGCGUCUGCUCGAGACUCUUUCCGCCUCUCAGAUUCUUUCCCAAAUGGGAAGAGUUCGUAAACACACUCUUCCGAACGAAAAGGAAAGAGGCUGAAGCAUUUUUUUCAGAAGAUUUUUUCCACUCUUAUUCCUUCACUCUUAUAUAAUGAGAAAAAAGCCGGAAUUAAUGUGUAAAGCAAUGUUUGAGUGAUGUAUUAUGAUAGUACAAAACCUUACUGUGUUAUUUUACAACUAGGGACUGUCGUGUUUUACCAAAAUUUGUGUGUUUUAAAUUUAACAUACCUCCAGUCUAACCCAAAAUUUCCAGAUCCCGAAACAGUCCUCGGAAGAGCAAGAACUGGAUGAUUACAAGUCCGUCGAGUCGUCGGCACCAUCAGGCCUCAAUUUAUAUAAUGGAGCGCUCACUCCGUCCAAAAAACCUAACUCCACAACAGGCACACCCAACACAAGCUCAUCAAAUUCGUCGAGAAAACGGAUCUCGAACAGAAGGUUUGGUACCAGGAAGGGGAAGUCGAAGCAACAGCGACAGGAAAUGGUCAAGUUGAGAGAGAUUAGCAUGAUGAUUGGAGGAGCUUCGUACUUCAAGAAGAAGACCAGUGAAUCGGUGAUUUGUGAGGUAAGUGGGAGUAAAAUAAGUCAAUCCAAAAUAGAAGAAAAAACUUCCCGCCUCUUUUUGGUGAUUCGUUCAAAACGAAAUGUCACUAACCGAUAAAAAGAAUUUUCUUAUCUUUCUUCUGUCUUUUCGAAAAAAUGCACUUAUUUAUUUCGGGCGAGAAAAAGUGGCGAUAAUUUCGCGACAUUUCGUCAAUUUAUGACCUCAGAAGACCAGAAACCCCCCUAAUCAUCUGCAUUGAGCCUUCAAUAAUAUUUUUUUUGUAGGAUUGUGGGAAAAAUGUGGUCUCCCGCAUCACCCAACAUGCCUAUGGUCAUAUGGAGUCAUGCCCCCUGUAUCUAUGCCCAUUGUGCGACAUGGGAGACCCGUGCCGAGCCAUGGUCAUCAAACAUCUCCGCGAUUUCCACAAUUCGUCCGCUUCGCCCAAGGAUAACCGCCUGAAGCACGCGAAUGACAUCAAAAUGACGAUCAAGCGAUGCUUCCCCGCCAUCUUUAUCGACGCCCCAAUCCCAACACAGGCCACCGUGGAGCGGCUGAAGAAGAGUUUGGGCCUCGGAGAUCAGGACCUGUCGUUGGAGGGAGAGGAAGAGCAUCAAGAGGAAGGAGAGUCCGACCACGAACCUCAAGAAGACGAAGAAGAAGCGGAAGAUGUGGAAAAUCAUGAAGACAUGAAGAUGGAAGCGGACGAAUCAGAGGGAGAAGAGCCGAACACGCCGGAAAAACCGAUAGAGGAUUCACAACCAGACCUCACGGCAGAGGUCUAA